AUGUCAUCCCGCCACCAGGCAGACGACGAAUGGAAUUUGUUUCAAUCGUCAGCAUCUGCUGCGAAUAAGAAAGAAUACAGACGCGCUGCCAAUCCAGCUUACCUUUUGAAAUGUAUCCUCGAACCAGCCCCCAAGAACGGCGAAGCCCCCAACCUGUCAUCGAAUGCCUUCAUGAAGAAGGUAGGAUUCGGAGUGAUAGGUGUGUACCACCCGAUGCUGACUCCUCGGGAACGUACGCCGUCCAAUGAGCACUGCUGGGGACGGCCUCCCUUCCUGGCCGCCUUGCGCAAAUGGCCGGCUGAGGUGAUGCUAAGGAAGGACGUGGAAUCGCAGUUAUUCAGCGUGCAAGAGAGCAUGGUGCUCGCUGAACAUGAGGAUGUCGUCAUGUUACGGAGACUUCACAUAGGCCAAAUGAUGACCCGGCUGGAGGCCGAUAUGCAUGGCACGACUUCUUUAAUCGGGCCUCGGCGGAAGGUUGGCCUUAGACAUCAUAAUGAGCAAAGUUGUCAGCAAAUUCUAGGCUGUCGAUUGGGAUUGUCUCGCGAGGGAAAAUGUGAAAAGCUCAGAUUUAUUCCUCCCUCUCAGCAGUGA
This is a messenger RNA of Colletotrichum godetiae, 591 nucleotides long. RefSeq lists its product as uncharacterized. Lineage: Eukaryota; Fungi; Ascomycota; Sordariomycetes; Glomerellales; Glomerellaceae. The transcript is spliced from 3 exons. The record is from RefSeq and is a predicted model, not a curated record. Bases 1 to 591 code for a protein of 196 amino acids.